AUGCCGAAAAUCACGAUCGUCGGAGCUGGUAUCACUGGCAUGGCUAUUGCCAGCAUGCUGUCACGUUCCAACGAGGUGACAAUCGUUGCUAGAAACCUUCCGGGAGAUGCUGAGAGCCGAGAGUGGUCCAGUCCGUGGGCAGGCGCCUGCUUCCUCGGACUCGAUGGGUCGACACCUUUUGAGCAGAAGUUGCAAACAGAUUCCUUCUUGUACUUGUGGAGUCUCGCGAAGAGCAAUCCCGAGUCAAGUGUCAGGAUUAUCGAUAUGCAUGAUCUGCAAGACGACACGCCGUUGGAGAAGAUCUGGUACCGCGACUUGAUGCCAGAGUUUCGCGUCAUGUCCCCAGAUGAACUCCCGGCGGGAACAAAAGUCGGCAUGAGUUACAAAUCGGUGGUCAUCACACCGGCCAUCUUCCUUCCAUGGCUGCGCAAGAAGCUCGAAGACGCCGGCGUGAAAUUCGUCCGCAAAGACCUCAAGUCCCUCUCAGACCUAAAAGGCUUCGGUCACGAGGUUCUCGUGAAUGCUACGGGCUUCGGGUCCAAGUUCUUGACCGACGUCGCGGAUCAAAAUGUGCAGCAGAUCCGCGGGCAGACUGUUCUCGUCAAGACGCCGCAUGACAAGAUCUUUAUGCGCCAUGGGAAGGAUUACACAUAUGUUAUACCGCGGUUGGAUGGGACCGCUAUCCUUGGGGGUAUCAAGCAGGUUGACCAGACGUAUCCGGAAGUCGACCAAGAUAUCAAGCUGGACAUCCUACGACGCGUCCAUGAGAACUUACCGCAGGUCUUCCCCGGCACGCAACCGGAAGACUUUGAUGUUGUCCGCGACAAUGUCGGUAUUCGACCAGGACGAACGGGAGGAGUAAGGGUGGAAAAGGAGAUCGUGGACGGGGAGAAGAUCGUUCACGCGUACGGGACCGGAGGGGGAGGCUAUGUGUUUAGCUUUGGGCUGGCGAGAGCUGCUGGGACGAUGGUUAACGAUUUUAUGUUUGCGCCGCCGAAGUCGCGGCUGUAG
Aspergillus calidoustus is the source of this 1011-nucleotide messenger RNA. The record is from the annotation of a GenBank genome assembly. Lineage: Eukaryota; Fungi; Ascomycota; Eurotiomycetes; Eurotiales; Aspergillaceae.